This is a messenger RNA of Chilo suppressalis (striped riceborer), 1480 nucleotides long. The record is from the annotation of a GenBank genome assembly. NCBI's taxonomy places the organism in Eukaryota, Metazoa, Arthropoda, Insecta, Lepidoptera, Crambidae.
AUGAUGUUUUUGGUAGUCUCUGGGCUGCUUGGCCUGCUGGCAUUUGUCAAUGGAAAUGUUGUGGUCUUCACAUCAGACACCCCACAUGUGAUAGAAGAUGAGUUCCGCGAUAUACCAGCGAGCUUCGGGCCCGACAUUCCGCUGGAGGGGCUGCGCGGGCUCCUGGUGGCGGGCCAGCCGGCCGACGGCUGCGGCAACCUCACCGUGCCGCCGCGCAUCGACAACUACACCGACAAAUGGAUCGUACUCGUUGGCAGAUACAACUGCAGUUUUGAGGUGAAGGUGCGCAACGCGAUGGCGGCCGGCUACGACUGCGCCAUCGUGCACAACGUCAACUCGUCCGAGUUAGAGACGAUGUCCGCGAAGAAUCCGGAAGGCAUCGACAUACCGUCCGUGUUUGUGAACGACGUCGCGGGCAAACAGCUCGCAGAGAAAUACCUCUACACUAAGGGAUACUUUAUAAUGGUGAACGGCGAUUUGCCGUUCAACAUCAACACGCAUCUGCUGCUGCCUUUCGCGGUGGUCGUCAUAUUAUGCCUCGUCAUAAUACUCAUAUUCAUGAUAGUGAAAUGCAUCAAAGACAGGCGGCGAGCUCGUCGACACCGCCUUCCUAACCGUUCUUUAAAGAAGAUACCCACUUGCAAGUUCAGUAAGGGAGACCCUUACGAAACCUGCGCCAUAUGUCUGGAUGACUACCAGGAAGGCGAGCGGUUGAGAGUGUUGCCCUGUGCACAUGCUUACCACGCCAAAUGCGUGGAUCCGUGGUUGACGCAAAACCGUCGCGUGUGUCCCGUCUGCAAGCGACGCGUGCUAGCGGCCGGCGAGACGGAACGGAGACAUAGGGAUUCCGACUCCGACGACACCGACCCUUUACUGGAGCCCAGCGAUGAUCGACCCACGCAGGGCGGCACGUUUGAGCAACAACGAGAGAAUCCCUUUCAACGCGCCGCCCGCCUCAUGAGGCAACGUCUACGCGGCCGUGACACAACUGACGAAGACCAGGAGACACCACCGACAGAAGGCAGCGUUCCGCCCGACGACGGAAAUGAAGAGGGUAGAUCUGACGACACGGCGCCCCUUCUGGCCCCGCCCCGCGCGGGCGCAGUCUCGGAGCGCAGCCCCCGCCGGACGCGCGCCGCCCGCCCCCGCGACCACCCCCGCGCCGCCCGCCCUCGCCCCCGCGCCCGCUCCAACCCGCCCGCCCAACCGCCCCCGCCUGUCAUAGUAGCCACGCCCACGACGCUCAUUAUUAACUCCGACGGAUCCAUCAACAACAACGACGCGCAGAUCGGCGUAGCAGCAUUACCGGCUCCACGGGAUCUGUCUUCCCCGCACCACGUCGAGUUAUGAACGCCACGCCUAACUCCUACAGCGUCUACGAGUGACGUCGUGUAAAGACAAUACUAUUAUUAGUAGAAGAUCCGAACCUACAUCGACCUUCAUCGAGCUGAUAAUAGGAUGAAACAUAUUUUAUCAUGAA